This is a messenger RNA of Pseudo-nitzschia multistriata, 1661 nucleotides long. The record is from the annotation of a GenBank genome assembly. NCBI's taxonomy places the organism in Eukaryota, Bacillariophyta, Bacillariophyceae, Bacillariales, Bacillariaceae.
CAAAUCAACCAUCAAAAAUCCGGUCGACGAAAAUGGAAACAAGAACAGAAACAAACGAGCUCUGCUCAUGCACAACACAACAUUCUUUUGUUCCAAGCGUCGUACGGCAGGACAAGAAGAAAAGGCCUGGCAAAGAUGGACAAAAGCGGAGACAAAUCUGGAGAUGCCGCACCACAGACUCCAAACCAGCGGGACAGCGGGCAGGCGGACGGUGGGACGGACAAAGGAGAGCGUCAGAGGCGUGCACUCGGUCUCACGGCAAGCCUUUCGUCGGAAACGCCGGGCACGCUUCUUCCGGAUCCGUACCCCGAGUCUUGUCUCGAACGCCGAUCCGAGACCAGUGAUUCGUUGAUAGAACUCGCGAGGCACACCUUCCAGAAAUUGUCCUCGGACGGGGACUGGAGACCGACGCCCAUCCAGCUACAAUCGUGGCCCGUACUGAAAACGAGGUCCAGGAAAGAAUCCUCCUCGAAGAGGGACAAUCUCAACCUGGUGGCGAUUGCAACCACCGGAAGCGGCAAAACCCUGAGCUACUCGGUGCCAAUGGUCGAUUCCUGUGCGUUGGUAAAAGGAAAGAAGAGUCGUCGAUACGUUCACGGAUUGGUAUUGGUACCCACCAGAGAGCUGGCACUCCAGGUCUCGAAGACCUUGAAGGUUGUGACCAAAACAGCAAACAGGCUUUCCGGAAAAAGCGACAAGAUUGCGGCCGUAGCGAUAUACGGCGGCGUCAACCGGGACGAACAGAUCGAUGCGCUGGGCAAGAACUCGCAGUACAUUGUGGCCGCCACACCACUGCGACUGAUCGACCUGCUGGGAAUCGGAGAAAAGGACGGAAACGGAAAGAAACCCGUUCCGAACGAAGCGAUCCAGCGCCUCUUUGAAUCGACGCGGUACCUGGUGAUCGACGAAGCGGACCAGAUGGCCGUCAAGUCCGACAUGUCGGAGCAAGUCGAUCGCAUCGUUGGCUUUUUGCGGGAAAAGUCUUCCGAGUUGCACAAGGAGUGUUUGUUUUCCGCCACGCUGCCGCGCCGCGCCGUUGCCAAGUGCAGCGAGUGGAUCCACGGGCCCAGGGCCACCGUAAAGGUAGACACCGUGACGGUCGGGAAGGAUUCCAACAAGGAUUCCGGAAACCACGCCCCGGAAGAAACAAAAGGGAGGGCCGCGGAGUGCAAGGGGCCCCUGGAUCUGUCCACCAUCCCCGCCCACAUCACGCAGACCCUGCACGUCUGCGCCAACCACAAAAAGCCAAAGAAACUCAUGACGACCAUCAACAAGGUCCGAAAGGCCGAGAAGGAAUCGGGAAACCGGCGCAGCAGGGGUCUUUUGAUUGUGUUCUUUGGUCGCAUCAAGACCUUGCAGUGUGAGUGAUUCGGAUUGGUAUAUAUUUGAGCGGUUGUGCCAUCGGCAUUCCUUGGCAGUGGUCAACGCAUUGUGGAUCCUGACUCACGAAAUUCUCUUCCUUUUUUCAAAUGCCAGACGUUCACAAUUUGUUGGAAAAAGAACAAAUCAAGGGGAUUGCGUUGCACAGCCAAAUGAAUCAGAAGAAACGAGAAUCGCAGCUCAAUUUGUUCCGGAGUGGCAAAUGCCCUAUUCUCCUAGCAACCGAUGUCGCUGCCAGGGGAAUCCACAUCAAAAACGUAGAAUACAUUAUAAACUACGAC